Rosa rugosa (rugosa rose) is the source of this 528-nucleotide messenger RNA. RefSeq lists its product as uncharacterized. The record is from RefSeq and is a predicted model, not a curated record. NCBI's taxonomy places the organism in Eukaryota, Viridiplantae, Streptophyta, Magnoliopsida, Rosales, Rosaceae. The coding region runs from base 1 to 528 and encodes 175 amino acids. Gene Ontology annotation, molecular function: RNA-DNA hybrid ribonuclease activity; nucleic acid binding. The transcript has a single exon.
AUGGGAAGGUUGGGGGUGCUGGUCAGAGAUCUAGAGUGGAUAAAUAGGUCUCCUCUUGGAAUGCUCAAAGUUAAUAUAGAUGGUUCUUACUAUGCUGCAACACGAAAUGGUGGUUUAGGUUUUGUUAUUCGUGACUUUGUUGGUACCAUGUUAGCGGGAGGAGCUACUCCACUUCAGAAUCUGCUAUCUGCUGAACAUGCAGAAGCAUUGGCAUGCCAUGCUGCGGUGAAAUUUGUCUUACAUCACAACAUGAUGCCGGUGCUCCUUGAGACAGACUCUUUGUUGGUGCAAAGGCAAGUUUCUGCUCAAACUACUUCGAAUACUUCUGUGUUGGGAAGAUUAUAUGAUGAUAUUGGGGAGAUGAUGGAUUUGUUUCCAAACGUCAGGAUUAAUCAUACGAGGAGGGGUGCUAAUUUGGUUGCUCACCUUCUUGCUGAUCAUGCCAAGUCUCUACAGCAAGAGACUUUUUUCUUUUCUGCACUUACUUUUUUACAAGCUGCUAUAGCAUCUAAUUCUAAUUUUGUGUAA